Molecule: messenger RNA, 2869 nt
Organism: Oncorhynchus gorbuscha (pink salmon)
Lineage: Eukaryota; Metazoa; Chordata; Actinopteri; Salmoniformes; Salmonidae
Gene: pip4k2ca
Product: phosphatidylinositol-5-phosphate 4-kinase, type II, gamma a
Exons: 10
Coding region: 278-1525 (415 amino acids)
Biological process (GO): phosphatidylinositol metabolic process
Molecular function (GO): phosphatidylinositol kinase activity
Source: RefSeq, a predicted model, not a curated record
CUGUCCAUCACCUGAACACACAGGUGGACCAACACAACCCGGGUCAGCAGUUCAGUUCCUCAAUAUUUUUUUUUGAGACUACCUGGACUGGAAUAUAUCUGAAGAAGACUAGUUUGGAAUCUAAAAUUAGUGUUAAAACAAGCACAAAUGUAGGCUAAUACUGAUCUGAAUUCAGACGGGAUUGCUCCGGUAACAUUACGCAGUGACACCGGGAAGUCAGUUUGCGAAAGAUCAGAAUCGGUAGAAGAAAAAACAAAGUUCACACGCAAGCGCUACGAUGGCGUCCAGCGGCAAUGCUGUUUCCAGUCCUAUGGUGAUAUUGGCUCCAAAAACUAAAACCAAAAAGAAACAUUUUGUGCAGCAAAAGGUGAAGGUCUUUCGUGCCAGUGGCCCAGUCUUGAGCGUAUUUAUGUGGGGUGUAAAUCAUUCGAUUAAUGACCUAAACCAAGUGCCUGUUCCUGUCAUGCUGCUGCCUGACGACUUCAGAGCAAACACUAAGAUCAAAGUCAACAAUCACCUCUUCAACAAAGAGAAUCUACCUGGACAUUUUAAGUUUAAAGAAUACUGUCCCCAAGUAUUCCGCAAUCUUCGGGAGCGCUUCGGAAUUGAGGAUCUCGACUACCAGGUGUCGUUGACCCGCAGCCCUCCUGUAAGAGGUGGGGACACCCAGGGGGAGGGGAUCCUCCUGACCUCCUACGACCGCACGCUGGUCAUAAAGCAGAUCUCUAGUGAGGACGUGGCAGACAUGCACAGCAUCCUGUCUGAAUACCACCAGCACAUAGUGAAGUGCCACGGCAGCACUCUGCUGCCCCAGUUCUUGGGGAUGUACCGCGUGGGUGUGGAGAAUGAGGAGACCUACCUGAUCGUCAUGAGGAACAUGUUCAGUCACAGACUGGUGGUGCACAGGAAGUAUGACCUUAAGGGCUCUCUGGUGUCUCGUGAAGCAAGUGACAAAGAGCGGGUAAAAGAGCUCCCCACCUACAAGGACAUGGACUUCAGAAACAACAUGCAGAAGGUGUAUGUGAACGAGGAGCAGAAGGAGAAGGUCAUGGAGAAACUCAACAGAGAUGUGGAGUUUCUGGUCAAGCUAAAGAUCAUGGACUACAGCCUGCUGUUGGGUAUUCACGACGUGGGGCGGGCUGAGAGGGAGGAGGAAGAAGGAGAGGAGCCGUCCAAUGAGGAAGAGGGGGAGCCUGAGAACGGCCUGGCGCAGGCCCCUAACGUGGGCUCCUACGGUACGUCUCCUGAGGGCAUCGCUGGCUACAUGGCCUCCUGCAAGCCCCUGGAGCCCGGGGAAUUUGACCCCUACGUGGAUGUGUACGCCAUGAGGAGUGCCCCUGGAGCCCCUCAGAGGGAGGUGUACUUCAUGGGUCUGAUAGACGUUCUGACACAGUACGACACCAAGAAGAAAGCCGCUCACGCAGCCAAAACUGUCAAGCAUGGGGCUGGUGCUGAAAUCUCCACUGUCCACCCAGAACAGUAUGCCAAGCGAUUUCGUGAUUUCAUCUCCAACAUCUUUGCAUAGCAGGACGUUUAUAACCACCACUGCUACUUCCCAUUUAGAUUUGAAUCUUUUUUUUAAAACUUUUGUUCUGCUACACAUUUAUAUCAUGAAACAUUGCCCCCAAAAAUGUACACACACAGAUUAUUUUAGUCUGAUCUCACACCAGACUAUUUCCAUUGUUGUAAUGUAUUGCUGACUGAUAUUUAUGAGAAGAAUGUGAUAAGCACUCGGACUGACUUUGGAGCCAAGGGUACUUAAGCUAAUACUGCUGCUUGUCCUAGAGAUGUUACACUGAAAAGGAUUGAUUAGACUUAAUGGGACACCUGAGAUUGAUACAUUGACUGCUUUUUGUUGUUGUUUGAAUCCCCGAUUGACCCUUUAACCCAGUCAGUUGAAAUCCUGGGUCAUGUCCAUAUUAAGCACCAGACCGGGGGAAAGGUUUGAAACAGAGCACUUUGUCUCAAAGGGAAAGCCUUGUGGGAUUUGACAUGAACGUCCCUCAUCAUCUCACUUUGGAUCCUAUACUGAGUCUGUGUUUCCCCUAGAAUUUCAGCAGUGGGGGGGGGGGGGGGGGCAAGGGUAGCUGGGGUGACGGGACAUUCUAGCUGUUCCCAUAGACUUCUAGUUAUUGAGCCAAUGACUUCUCUAUUUAAAAGUGCUUCUGCAGAAAUUAUAUAUAAAUGUUGCAGCGGUGGUUCCCUGCUGCUGAAUGAAUAUAGUGGAAACAUUGAGCAUUUCGCUAUCAUGAUUGGACUUGGGACCAGAACCAAUUGUUGGACUGAGUGUUAUUUUGAACAUAUUGAUUGCUGCACUUUUUUUUGCUCAUCAAACAGCGUUUUGAAAAGAAGCACUUCUCAAGAAUGAUGGUGAAUAAAAGUAGCUUGAGUGCCAGUCUGUCUGUGCUACCAUACCGACUGCCUUUCACACAUUGUCAUGGCAAACAUGUUUUGUCUUGACAGUGACAGCAAUGGAGUUGGCAAGAUCGCAAACAGAUCUAGGACCAGACUAGAAUUUAAGAUCAGUAGAGAUUGAUGGUCUGUGCUUGUUCAAAUUUGACUACUACUACUAUUAGAUACUCCAUUGAAGAACCAGCUUGGUAUUAUGUGUUACUUGUAGAAUAUAGCACUACAUUUCAGCUGCUUUAUGCAAUUCGAUAGCCUUAAAUGUGUGAUCUCGAGUUUUCUACUAUAGAAGUUGAAUACACUGUUAGGGCUGAAGAGGUGCAGUAGGAAUAUGUGAUGCAUUGUGAUUGCACAGCCUAUAUUUUUGCUAAUCGUCUUUUGGACCAAAAUAUAUUUUACAAAAGAUUUUCUGAAACGUGUUGGAAUAUUUUUGUAUAUAUUUUACAUUAAAAUGUAGACCUUG